This is a messenger RNA of Scaptodrosophila lebanonensis, 1342 nucleotides long. Its product is annotated as cilia- and flagella-associated protein 20. The coding region runs from base 1 to 600 and encodes 199 amino acids. Gene Ontology annotation, cellular component: ciliary basal body; motile cilium. NCBI's taxonomy places the organism in Eukaryota, Metazoa, Arthropoda, Insecta, Diptera, Drosophilidae. Gene Ontology annotation, biological process: cilium assembly; positive regulation of cell motility; regulation of cilium beat frequency involved in ciliary motility. The record is from RefSeq and is a predicted model, not a curated record. The transcript is spliced from 2 exons.
AUGUUUAAGAAUACCUUCCAGUCCGGGUUCCUAUCCAUUUUAUACAGCAUAGGCUCGAAACCACUUCAAUUGUGGGACAAAAAAGUUAGAAACGGUCAUAUUAAACGAAUAACAGACAAUGAUAUUCAAAGCCUAGUUCUUGAAAUUGUUGGUACUAAUGUGAGCACCACAUUUAUAACAUGCCCCAGCGAUCCAAAAAAAACACUCGGCAUUAAGCUUCCUUUUCUUGUAAUGAUUAUAAAAAACAUGAAGAAGUACUUUACGUUUGAAGUUCAGGUUUUGGAUGACAAAAAUGUGAGACGUCGCUUUCGUGCCAGCAACUAUCAGUCAACAACUCGUGUAAAGCCGUUUAUAUGUACAAUGCCGAUGCGGUUAGAUGAAGGUUGGAAUCAGAUUCAGUUUAACUUGUCGGAUUUUACGCGUCGCGCCUAUGGCACAAACUACGUCGAGACCUUGCGCGUACAAAUACACGCGAACUGCCGCAUUAGACGCGUCUAUUUCUCGGACCGACUUUACUCAGAGGAUGAGCUUCCGCCAGAGUUCAAAUUGUUCCUGCCGAUUCAAAAACCAAUUCAAAAAUCAAAUGCCAUAUGCAGUUAAAAUCUACUCUUUUAUUUACAAUCUCUUAUGUAUGUAUGUAUAUAAUGUGCAUCGGAAUUCUUGGAACUGUUUACUUAAUUUUGUCAAUUACAGCACUAGCUAGUGCUCAUGUGUCCAAAUGGCAAGUUUCAGUUAGGUCAGUUCUAAUUUGAACUAAGGAAAGUUAUAACUAUAAAAGCCAUCUAGACUAAGCAGCUUUUGCUACAAAGGUGUUCCAGGUACCGUUUGUAUUUUCAUUUUAUUGUUAAACUCGUACUGUGUUGCACAAGCAUAUGGUAAGUGCUCGCGGACAGAGUUGUUUUUUAAUCUAAACGCAGCUACAAUUUAUUCUUUUUGCAUUUUAUUGUUCCGGAAUUUUUGGGUUAACUUCUCUCUCAUUUUGAUAAAGGACUUCCUCACACUUCUUAAAGCCCUCGAUGAUUGUAGGAUGCGCUGCUGAGGGGCCUUUCUUAUUUUCUGAAGUAGUUUGAAGACAGCGGAGCAGAUGACAAUGAAUAGCGUUGCAUAUACAUUAGGUCCUCGAUCUUGAUACGUCUUGGUGGCCAGUUAUAUUUACCAGCGGGAAAUUUUUUGAUUUUCAUAUGAAGGUCCGUUGAUAUGUACCUUAUUCUUUAAGGCAGUGGUUCCCAAAGUCGUCUGGGCUACGACCCAUCUAAUACAAGUUUACAAAUUCUGGACACAACUCUCAGGAAAACAAGCGUUACUAAUAUGAAUAAAUGACUUUUGAAAUAACAAAGAUUAA